AUGCCUCACGGUGGCCGUGAGCCGCCAGCAUCACCGCGCUCCUCCAAGCCCAGCAAGGGCAAGGGGCGCAUCUUCAAGAACUCGAAGCUGCAGCCUUCGGAGAUCAGGGCGCUGCAGGCCGUCGCGCGCCAGUACAACGCAGCGGCCUCACAAACCUCAACCCCGACCGGAGGCACCAGUGGAGCAGGGGAGGAAUUUUUCCCCCCGCCCCCCUCGAUACCCGACACCCCGGCGUCACCCUCACCGCCACCGCGCGCAACCCGUCCAAACUGGUCCGCGCCGCCGGUGGUCAACAUGCCGGAGCCAAUGGACGUGGUGGCCCCACACCUAAACACCACCGACCGGGACACGGGUAGCUCACACCCGACCACCGCCAUACCGGACGCAGGCACUACGCACCCUCCGUCCGCGAUCCCGCGACCGACCCCACGGCCGCAGAAGAACACGGCGCAGUCGCAGCCGGCCACUGCCGCGACCGCCGCCCCCCGCGACCCCACCACCACCCCUGUGACACCCGAAACCAGGCCACCGGCGGGCACGCAACACGCCUCGGCCCCACCCCGCCAGCAACGACCGAAGAAGCCCCAACAGGGACCAACGACCGCACGCGCCGCGCCCUUAAGCGCUGCACCCACACGCGCCGCGGACCCAAGUGCUGCGCCCUCGCGCACCGCGACUGGAGCUCCCGCACCCCUGUAUAACACCACGCCGGGACACUUCCCCUCCCCUACAAGGGAGCCGGCGGACAAGCGGCAGGCCGUCUUCAUCACGCCGCCCUUCCGCCCGCCCCCCAUCCUGCCACCAUUCACCGCGCCGCCCCAGCAUGACACUGCGCCCCCGCCGACCUACGCGGCCGCCGCUGCACCUAACCCCGCUGGCACACGCGCCCCCGCCUCAGCGGCGGGCCACACCGCCACACCAACCACAACGAACGCCGCCACCAACAACACCAGCGCCCCCGCGCCCGGACCACAGAGCGCCCCCGCCCCGAAAACACGAUACCCGCCCCUCAUCGUGGAGAAGCUCCCCAACUGGGUUGAGCACUUCGCGGCGCUGAGGAGGCGGAUGGGCCACGCGCCCAACGCCCGCCCUUUUGGCCAAGGCGUGCGCUUCACACCCCGCUCCGACGAAGAAUACAGAGCGAUCCAGGCGUACCUAGCCGACCUGGAGAGGACCCAGGGAGUCGCCUGGUUCUCAUACUCCCUCCCGGCGGAGCGGAGCCUAAAGGUGGCCAUCAGAGGGUUGCCUGUGGACACCCCACCGGAAGCGAUACAGGAGGCCCUGCGGGAUGCCGGCUAUAAGGCAGAAUACGUCCGCCCAAUCCGUGCGCGCCAGGGACGACCGGGGUGCCUGUAA
Messenger RNA from Spodoptera litura, 1356 nucleotides. The record is from RefSeq and is a predicted model, not a curated record. NCBI's taxonomy places the organism in Eukaryota, Metazoa, Arthropoda, Insecta, Lepidoptera, Noctuidae.